Platichthys flesus (European flounder) is the source of this 1250-nucleotide messenger RNA. It is a transcript of the gene cbln11, whose product is annotated as cerebellin 11. Bases 311 to 1048 code for a protein of 245 amino acids. The transcript has 4 exons. Gene Ontology annotation, molecular function: protein binding. NCBI's taxonomy places the organism in Eukaryota, Metazoa, Chordata, Actinopteri, Pleuronectiformes, Pleuronectidae. The record is from RefSeq and is a predicted model, not a curated record.
GAGGAGUUAGAAACACAAUCAACAAGACAGGAAGUGAAGACAGAAACCACCCACAAGGAACAGAGACUACAAAAUAAAACAGGAAACAGAAAACACAGAGCCAGAAAUACACAAACUAAACUGAGAACCUGACACAAUCCUACCAGGGCCUGUUGGGACAUGAGGAGAACUUGUGUCCCUGAGGGGCCUGAACACUUCUUUCCCUCUUCAAUGAGGAGGGCAGGUAUAUAAGCCACUGCAGAAAAACCUCCCUCCACAAGCAAGAGAAAACUUUCUGCACAUCACACAACACACAUUUACAGGUGAGCCAAUGGGGUCCAGGUCUUUGCUUGUGUUGACCCUCCUGGUGUUGUUGUGCGUGGAGCCCGGGUUUGGACAGAGAGGCGACGUGGACCUGGGGGAAUGGAUGAGAGCUCAAGAGAAGCUGACUCAGGAUUUACAGGAGAAUCAGAGACGUGUAGAAACCCAUCAGCAGGAUCUUGAAGCCCUGGAGGCCCGGCUCAAUGCCACUGUGGACCAGCUGACGGGGCAGAAGGCCGACAUGGACCAACUGAAGGAGGAGAACAAAGACCUGCAAACACGACUGAACGCCUCAGAGAUGGAGAUUGAUGAGCUGAAACAGAGCGGUGGUAAAGCCGCUCCUCACAUCGCAUUCUCGGCCUCUCUGUCAAACUCGGGGGAGAUUUACAGCGGACCCUGCACAGACAAGUCUCUCAUUUUUAAAAGAGUCUUCUCAAACACCGGCGACGCCUACGAUCACAAUACAGGAAUCUUCACGGUGCCCGUCGCUGGUUCCUACUUCUUCAGCUUCAGCACCUACGGCUACAACACCCACGUGAUGGGCGCCAUGUUGAUGAAGAACGGCCUCCUGCAGAUUUCCACCCAUGAAAGCCCGACAGCCGACGGCUCGGACAGCAGCACUAACUCUGCUGUGCUGCGCCUGGCGGCCGGCGACAGGGUGCACGUGGAGCUGUGGGACAACGGCAGAGUGUUCGAUAACCUGAACGGACACACCACCUUCAGUGGCUUUCUCCUCUUCCCCAUGUAGAUCAACACACACAUUAUAUUCACACUGCGGAUCUCUCAUGAUAAGAAAAAACUCAAUUCAUGUUUUCAUAACUCAGAGAAUUUUAUUAAAGAUAUGUGGGAACAUUCAGCAUAAUUACUGCAAAAUAAAUAAACUCACUACAUUGUCCGUUUUCUUUUCUCUGCUGAUUCUGCCUGAUGGACUGAAAACUGAACCAUGACCA